This is a messenger RNA of Aspergillus clavatus NRRL 1, 1107 nucleotides long. RefSeq names its product protein disulfide isomerase family protein. The transcript has 2 exons. Gene Ontology annotation, cellular component: endoplasmic reticulum. Lineage: Eukaryota; Fungi; Ascomycota; Eurotiomycetes; Eurotiales; Aspergillaceae. The record is from RefSeq and is a predicted model, not a curated record. Gene Ontology annotation, biological process: protein folding. Bases 1 to 1107 code for a protein of 368 amino acids. Gene Ontology annotation, molecular function: protein disulfide isomerase activity.
AUGGCUCGUUUGAGCUUCCUGCUCGUGAGCUGCCUCGCGCUGCUCAUCGGCAUUACCAGCGCCGCCUCCGCCGUCAUUGAUCUGAUCCCCUCAAACUUCGACUCGGUCGUCCUCAAGUCCGGAAAACCCGCUCUGGUCGAAUUCUUUGCCCCUUGGUGCGGCCACUGCAAGAACCUCGCCCCCGUCUACGAGGAGCUCGCGCAGGUCUUCGCCCAUGCCGAGGACAAGGUGACCGUCGGAAAGGUGGAUGCGGACGAGCACAGAGAUCUUGGAAAGAAGUUUGGUAUCCAGGGGUUCCCGACGCUGAAGUGGUUCGAUGGAAAGAGCGACAAGCCCGAGGACUACAAGGGUGGUCGGGAUCUGGAGAGUCUGUCUGCGUUCAUUACGGAGAAGACGGGCAUCAAGCCCCGUGGUCCUAAGAAGGAGCCCAGCAAGGUCGAGAUGUUGACCGAUGCUUCUUUCAAGACUACCAUUGGCGGUGACAAGGAUGUGCUGGUUGCUUUCACUGCACCUUGGUGUGGACACUGCAAGACCCUCGCUCCUGUCUGGGAGACCCUCGCCCUGGACUUUGUCCUCGAACCCAACGUCGUGAUCGCCAAGGUGGACGCCGAGGCCGAGAGCUCCAAGGCCACCGCCAAAGAGCAGGGCGUCACCGGAUACCCUACGAUCAAGUUCUUUCCCAAGGGGUCCACUGAGCCCGAGGCUUACUCCGGCGCUCGUUCCGAGGAGGCCUUCAUCGAAUUCUUGAACUCCAAGACCGGUACCAACCGUGCCGUCGGUGGAGGUCUCAACACCAAGGCCGGCACAGUCGCUGCCCUCGACGAGCUGGUCGCCAAGUACGUCACUUCGCGCAACGCCAAGUCCCUGGUUGCGGAUGUCAAGAAGGCUGCCAAGGGCCUCCAGGAUAAGUACGCUCAGUACUAUGUCAAGGUUGCCGAUAAACUCAGCCAGAACGAGGAGUAUGCCACCAAGGAGCUGGCUCGUGUUAAGAAGAUCUUGAAGAAGGGCGGCUCUGCUCCCGAGAAGAUUGAUGACCUUGUUUCCCGCAGCAACAUCCUGCGCAAGUUUGUCGGCGAGGAGCAGAUCGAUGCCAAGGAUGAGUUGUAG